Spinacia oleracea (spinach) is the source of this 1372-nucleotide messenger RNA. RefSeq names its product protein STRICTOSIDINE SYNTHASE-LIKE 4. The record is from RefSeq and is a predicted model, not a curated record. Gene Ontology annotation, cellular component: endomembrane system. Gene Ontology annotation, molecular function: hydrolase activity. NCBI's taxonomy places the organism in Eukaryota, Viridiplantae, Streptophyta, Magnoliopsida, Caryophyllales, Amaranthaceae. The coding region runs from base 109 to 1194 and encodes 361 amino acids. The transcript is spliced from 6 exons.
AGUCUUUAAUUUGACACCACAUCUUAGGUUUCUUUUAUCAUCAAGCUAAGAAAUAAUUGCUUGAUAAUUUGUCAUAUGAUAUCUAUCUUUCAUAAGUCAUAAGUAACCAUGGAUUCAAAAUCAUCAAUAACUUUUCUUGCAUUUUUCUUGGUAGGAAGUUUAGUAGCUUUGUCUCUUCAUAUAUACUUAUUUUCACCCAUUUCACCUCAAUUACUUGACGUCCCUUCAUCUUCUUUAGUUAACUCCCUCUUUCCUCCCAACACUCAUUUACAGGAAGUGACAAAGAUAGGAGAAGGGCUUGUGAAGGACCCAGAAGAUGUGUGUGUGGAUAAGCAUGGGACAUUAUACACAGCUAGUAGAGAUGGUUGGAUCAAAAGAUUGCACAAAAAUGGUUCAUUGUUGGAAAGUUGGAAGUGGGUUAAUAGUACCACUUUGCUUGGAAUGACUGCCUUGGAUCAAGGUGGUAUUGUUGUUUGUGACACUCGACAGGGUUUGCUUAGGGUUGAUGAAGAUGGAGUAACAACUUUAGUUUCGCAGUUCAACGGUUCCAAGCUAUGGUUUGCAGAUGAUGUGAUAGAAGGAAAAGAUGGUAGCUUGUAUUUUAGCAUAGCAAGCACCAAGUUUGGUCUCCACAAUUGGUACCUUGAUUUAUUAGAAGCAAAGCCUCACGGCCAACUUCUUAAGUUCAAUCCUCAAGCCAACGAGACAUCAUUAUUGUUAGACAAUCUCUUCUUUGCAAAUGGAGUAGCUCUCUCAACUGACCAAAGUUUCCUUUUGGUAUGCGAAACAUGGAAGUCCAGAUGCUUAAAGUAUUGGCUACAAGGGGAUAUGCAGGGGAAGACAGAGAUAUUCAUAGAUAAUCUCCCAGGUGCACCUGAUAAUAUCAAUCUUGCUCCUGAUGGAUCUUUUUGGAUUGCAUUAAUACCGAUGGCAAGAAAAGGGAUGGAAUUUGUGCACACCUCGAAAAUUGCCAAACAUUUGGUAGCAACAUUUCCAAAGAUGAUGAAUAUUAUACAAGGCUCUCAUAAGAAAGCUACUGUGAUGAAGGUAUCGAAAGAAGGUAAUAUACUAAAGAGGUUCGAUGAUCCCAACGGAAAAGUUAUGUCUUUUGUGACUUCAGCUGUGGAGUAUGAGGGAAAUCUCUAUUUUGGAAGCUUGAAUUCCAAUUUUGUUGGUAAAUUAUCACUAAAUUAAACAACUACUUAGGAAUUGAUGGAAAUUCUUGUAUGACUAGUACAAGCUUAGGUUUGCAUAGGUGUCUGAGUAGAUAUUAGUUACGGGCGAUAUCCUGAACCAUUACUGGAUAAUCAUAAUAAUGCUCUUAUGUAAAAAACCAAAAAAAAAAAAAUCAUGAUUGAAUCCUAAAAUUAUA